Messenger RNA from Solanum stenotomum, 1128 nucleotides. RefSeq lists its product as uncharacterized. NCBI's taxonomy places the organism in Eukaryota, Viridiplantae, Streptophyta, Magnoliopsida, Solanales, Solanaceae. The record is from RefSeq and is a predicted model, not a curated record. The transcript is spliced from 3 exons. Bases 1 to 1128 code for a protein of 375 amino acids.
AUGCAUGAUGGGUCAUUUCUACUUUCACCAAUUGUUAAUAAGGGCACAGACUGUAGUGAAAGUGAAGAUGACAGUAAUAAUGGAAUGGUGUUUAGUUGUUCAGAUUAUGAUACACAUGAAUUAGAAAAUGUUGUUACUAAAAAAAAGAGGAAUAUAACUGAUGGUUUGCAAGAUUAUAAGGAGAUUGUUAAGGGUAUGGCCUUCAAGGACAUACCUGAAGCAAAACAGUUUUGUAAACUUUAUGCUCUAGCUAAGAAGGUAGAACUAGUUGUGUUGAAGAGUGAUAAAAAAAGAUUGAGGUAUACAUGUGCUGCUGAUGGCUGUCCAUUUUUACUUCUUAUUUAUGGGGAUUUGACCACUCCUGGAGUUAGUGUCAAAACACUUGUAGAUCAUAUAGAGUGUGGAAUAGCAUAUGAUAACUCUUUAGUAGAUUACUCAACAAUAGCCUUGUAUUUCAAGGACAAAUUGCAAAGUGACCCCAAGUACAAAGUCAAAGAAAUAAAGGCUGAUUUACAUAGAGUUUUUGAGUUAAAUGUAAGUGAAGCAAAGUGCAAGAGAGUCAAAAAGGAGAUACUGGAGAGUUUAGAAGGUAGCUUUGUAGACUCUUACAACAAAUUAGAGGGUUAUGCUACUGAAUUGAGAAGUUGUAAUACAGGGUCUGACAUUGUGAUAGAUUUGUCUAAAGAGGCACUAUCUAAUGCUUGGGCUGUGGUAGAUAAAGAGACUAAGAGGACUUGGACAUGGUUUAUGCAACAUUUGCAACAUUCACUUGAACUUCAAAAUGGUGAAGGACUGACAUUCAUAUCAGAUAUGCAGAAGGGGUUGCUUGAAGCAGUAAGGACAAUCUUACCUGAAGCACACCAGAGAUAUUAUGCAAGGCAUAUUGAGGCAAAUUGGUGCAAAAUAUGGGGUAAAUGUGAGCUGAAAAAGUUGCUAUGGUGGGCUGCAUGGUCAUCAUUUACAGAGGAGUUUGAGGACCAACUUCAAGAGAUCAAGGAAGUUAAUGGAGAGGCUGGACAAGAUUUAAUAGACAAGUAUCCUCCCAAAGCAUGGUGCAGAGCCUAUUUAGAUACAAUGUGCAAAAAUCAAGUUGUUGACAAUAACUUUACUGAAUCAUUCAAUGCAUGA